AACUUCUUCAUCACCUUAGUAAGUUUUUAGAUAAUGAAUUGCACUCAACAGAUCAGUAUAUGAUAGCAGAUUCUAUUUGGUCUAAGCUGAAUGAAUAUUGGUAUAUGCUUGAAGAAUCAACUACAAUUGCUACAAUUCUUGACCUCUCAUCUAAGCUUAUGACUUUUCCUGCUGGUGAUAAAAAAGAUGCUGCACUUACUAGUUUACAAAAUAUAAUGACUCAAUAUAAAACACAAGCCGAAAAUGAGUAUAAGUUUUCAACACUUGCAAAAAUAGCAUAUAAUCAUUUUGCAAUUCAAGGAUUGAGUGUUUCUUGUGAAGAAGCCUUCUCUACUGCAGCAGAAACACUCACAAAAGUUCGUAACUGCCUUGAUCCCCAGACUGCUCAUGUAUCACUUUGCCUAAAAAGUUGGAUAGAGCAAGGUGUUG
Molecule: messenger RNA, 429 nt
Organism: Dentiscutata erythropus
Lineage: Eukaryota; Fungi; Glomeromycota; Glomeromycetes; Diversisporales; Gigasporaceae
Source: the annotation of a GenBank genome assembly